CGACUAUCUUAUUUGUGAAUCGUUUCCGACCAAUAGCAUCAUCACAUCUUGGUUCACAUGGCUGCUCCGGCACGACGUAUGAACUUGUUCUACUGGGCACCAACGGAUGAAUUAUGGGGACAUUGUUCAUUAGCCUUGAGUGACGGCACACACAUUAGCUGGUGGCCUAUGACGGAACCGGGAGAAGGAAAGAAGCAUCCCGGAUUAGUCCCUAUUGCACUUUUUACAGAAUGGAUAAACGCAUAUCAAAACCAAACUUUGGCAAAGGAUACUGAAUAUGAGGGGAGACAACCAGCAGUACUAGCAAUUCCUGUUGGUUUAAAUGAAGGCGCUAUAAAAGUUUGGUGGCAAAAAUUCAAACAAUCACAGAAAUACCAGGCUGCUCGUCUCAACUGUUCAACCGUUGUAUUUCUAGCGCUCAAACAAGGAGGAGCACUCAAUGUGGUUCAAGACCCAGGAAACUGGUGGUGGGACCCAGAUCGUACAUUGCAAUUUGCUCGUGCAAUGAAACAUGCAAUGGAGGUGAAAAAGAAGGGGCAGGUACAGUUCCAACAAACGUCACAGGCUUUUACAAGGCAGCUACAACUGGCAAGACAGGCAGCGGACCAAAAGGCUAUGGCAGCACACUAUGCUCCUAUGUACUAAUGGAAACUUACAUUGUUAACAUUGCAAAGUACACAUGCAUAGUGUUUUGUUACUGAAUGUGCUCUCUAACAUUGCUUUACUUAUAAUUUUGAAAAAUUAAAUUUAAAAACCACAAA
Molecule: messenger RNA, 761 nt
Organism: Mytilus californianus (California mussel)
Lineage: Eukaryota; Metazoa; Mollusca; Bivalvia; Mytilida; Mytilidae
Exons: 3
Coding region: 58-645 (195 amino acids)
Source: RefSeq, a predicted model, not a curated record